GAUUAUCGGAAGAAGUGAUUCCGUGCGCAUGCGCAGUCUGGAUCUGUGUAGUAGGGCUACCUCGGAAACCAGCGUACUACAUAGAUCUCUGACUCAAGCGGUUAUUUCUGUCGGAUUUAGGCGCAACAACUGCGCCAUUGAUGAGCGGAUUACUUUGCAAAGCAUUCAUUUGUAAAGAGGAACUCGUAUCUGUUUAAUAAGGAACUGUCCACGAAGGCAAACUAAGAGAAAAUGAGCAGAUAGUUGACAGAUUACUUCCCCUGUUACAGGCGCGUUAUGUGGAAGAGGAGUGUUUAUGACCCCUGAAGCCUGGAGAAAGACACGAAACAACCUGACUAUCAAGAAAAGUGUGUGUACAUGCCAUGGCUGUGGUUUUAUCUUCUCACUUCCAGAUAAUAUGUGUGAUAUUUGUACUCUUCGACAGCACUGGAGGUUCGGCUUCUCAGACGUCCCAGUUCUCUUCGUAUGAAGUGAGCAUCCCGAAACGCAUCGGCAGACACAGGAGAGAGCAGGACGGCGCCGUUUCCAAUAAGGUGUCCUAUGUUAUCCCAGCUCAGGGGAAAGAACAUGUCAUCAUCUUGGAAAAGAACGAGUUUCUCCUGCCGGAGGAUUUCACCGUGUAUUCCUACGCUAAGGAUGGAUCACUGAUCACCGAAAGACCCAACAUGAAGGAUCACUGUCAUUACCGUGGUUACGUGGAGGAUGUAGACGGCUCUUCCGCUGCUCUGAGUCUCUGCUCUGGAUUACGAGGCGUGAUCCACAUGCAGAACACCAGUUUAGGCAUCGAGCCACUAGAGGGUUCGUCAGAUAAUGAGCACCUCAUCUACCACCUGGAGGACGUCAAGACGAAGCCUUUUACCUGCGGCACGCCCCACUCCCGUCACCAUGGCAACCAAGUAUCACCUGGCCACGCCCACGCCCACAACGCUACAUUUGGUCGACCUGAGAGUCAUCUGAUCAGAAAAAAGAGGGCGGUGCUACACCAGACACAUUACGUGGAGCUGCUGCUGGUGGUCGAUAAUGAGAGAUUUAACUUCACAAACCGCAAUCAGACGGCGGUGAGAGAGGAGAUGGUGCAGCUCGCUAACUACAUCGACAGUAUGUACGUAGCUCUGAAUAUCCGGGUGGUGUUGGUGGGGUUGGAGAUCUGGUCGGUGAUGAACUUUAUCAGUACGGACGGUGGAGCAGGUGAGGUGCUCGGUCGCUUCACCCAGUGGAGGGAGAAGGAGCUCGUGCCCCGCCGUCGCCAUGACAGCGCUCAGCUCAUCCUGAAUAGAGGAUUUGGGAUUACAGCAGGCAUGGCGUUUGUGGGUACGGCCUGCUCCAGGAGUCAUGGGGGCGGGAUCAACGCGUUCACUCAUAAAAAUGUAGCAUCGUUUGCCUCCAUCGUGGCUCAUGAGCUCGGCCAUAAUCUCGGGAUGAACCAUGAUGAUGACGGGAGAAACUGCAAAUGUGAUGUGGCCCACUGCAUCAUGAACUCCGGGGCAACUGGCUCGCGGAACUUCAGUAGCUGCAGCGCGGAUGACUUUGAGAAGUUGAUCCUGACCGCCGGAGGCAGCUGCCUGAUGAACGUGCCGCGUCCCGACGAGGCCUACAGCGCCCCCUUCUGUGGCAACAAGCUGGUGGACAUGGGAGAGGAGUGUGACUGCGGCUCCGAGGAGGAGUGUGAGAAGGACCCCUGCUGUGAGCCUAAAACAUGUAAACUCCGAGCUGGAGCUCAGUGUGCCUAUGGAGUGUGCUGCAAGCACUGCAGGUUCCUCCCCGGUGGCACCGUGUGCAGGAGCAGUACGGACGAGUGCGACCUGCCGGAGUACUGUAACGGCUCGUCUGCUCUGUGCCAGGUCGACGUGUUCAAACAGAACGGACACCCGUGCCGAGAGGGCGUGGCUUACUGCUACAACGGCCUGUGCCAGCACUACGACACGCAGUGCCAGGCCCUGUUCGGGCCCAAGGCAAAAGCUGCUCCCGAGGUUUGCUUUAAAGACGUAAACUCCAAAGGUGAUCGCUUCGGAAACUGUGGCUACCAGAACAACCACAUGAAGAAGUGUGAGAGCAGGAAUGCCAUGUGUGGGAAGCUGCAGUGUGAGAACGUCCAGAAUACCAUCGUGUUCAGCAUCAAGCCCUCCAUCAUCCAGACCCCGAUCGGAGGCACCACCUGCUGGGGAGUGGACUUCCGUCUGGGCACCGACGUUCCUGACCCGGGCAUGGUCAACGAGGGCACCAAGUGUGGAGAGAACAAGGUUUGUUUGAACUACGAGUGCAAGAGUGCUGACGAGCUGAAAUACGACUGCGACGUGCAGAACAAAUGCCACGCUCAUGGGGUGUGUAAUAGCAACAGGAACUGCCACUGUGAUUACGGCUGGGCGCCACCCUUUUGCGAAUUCGCAGGCUACGGCGGCAGUACAGACAGCGGCCCCACCUGGAACGAUAAAGACACAUCGACGAGAGACGGCCUGCUGGUUUUCUUUUUCCUGGUUCUUCCUCUCCUGGCUUUGGGUCUCUACGUCUUUUUCAGGAGAAACGAGCUGCAACGACGCUUCUGCAGGAAAAAACGCUCUCGGGGCUACGAAGCGGACAGCAGGCCGCAGACCAACAACAGCCGGACUCCUGCGAAUCAGCACGGGAACCCCAGCAGCAUAGUGAAAGACGGACAUCAGGCUCAGUUAUUACCAGCCGAAGAGGUGGUUCACACGAGUAAGACCUCUGCAUCAGCGCCGGCGUACGCCUCCAGACCGCCACGCCCAGCGUUUACACGACCUCCUCCUCCUGCCAGUCAGCUCCUGCCUCAGAGACCCGCCCCUCCUCCCCCUGUAUAACACACGCCUCACACAUCCAGGACAGGUGUGUGUACGUGUGUGUGUGUGUGUGUGUGUGUGUGUGUGAGGACUUGAGUGACUCUGCCUGACCCUACGCUUCCCACCGUGACCACUUGUCACCUGUCAAUCAAACAGCUGCUACGCUAAAGACAUGGGCUGAAUCUGACACACCCUGAACAGCGCACUGAGUACGAUGCUAAAAAUAGGAAAAUCGCCCUGUUUAGUGCACUAUACAGCAAAUAAGGGAGCUGUUCGGAUUCAGCCGUGGCUUCUGCACCGAGACGAACCUCAUCCUGCAAUAUCAUCGUACGGAAAAGGCGGGACCAGUGAGCCUCAGCCAAUCAGAUGGGCACGAUGUUCCUGAUUUAAGGUUCUUACGGCAGCAUGCGGAAUCUCUCGUGUAUUAUCAUGUCUGUUACUAUUAUGGAAUGUAAAGGACCAGAACCACUGCAGUUGAUUGCACUUCAGUAUAUUUAGUGCACAAACAAUGUAAUCAUGUCAAGCUUCCUGAUUAAUUAGGCUUUUUUUUUUUUUUUAAAUAUAUAUAUUUGGUGUCGAAUAUGACCGGUUGAUGCAGAUCGUGAAAUCCGAUUUCUUUCAGAUUCUGCAUCAUCAGGCUUUUACAUAGGAUGCAUGAAUGCUGGAGGGUUUUUUUUUUUAAAUUAAAAAAAAAGAAAAAGAAAAAAAUAUAUAUAUUAUUUCUAAUUAAAAAUAAUUUAGCAUCAUUUGAAAAACAGGAAAUAACUUUAGAGGAGUUCAAAUACAAACGGUGAUACUGAAAACAAUAAACAGUCAUAAAUAAUUCGGUUUGUAAUCAUUUCUUGGGAAGUAAAAUCGAAUCGUGACGUCCUAAGCGAAUUUAUAAAUAUAAAUAUAAAAUUAAAAAAGAAAAAUAAUAAUAAUUUUAUAUAUACAUAUAUAUAUGCAAAAUACCACUGAUACGAACAUGACAAGCCAUUUGAAUUAUUAUUAUUAUUUUUUAUUAUUAUUAUUAUUAUUUGUAAACAACACCAAUUUUAUAUCUUCAUUCGAGCUGCAAACCGAUUCUUCUUCCGGAUUCUCAGAUUCCACGUUGCUUUCCAAAGUGAAAGGUCAAAGUUCAAUACUGCAAUAUAAACAAACUCUGAACUUCAGGGUUUGUUUUUGUGUGUCGUUGUUGUUGUUGUUGUUUCCCACACCGUUUGUAUCCAUCUAUGUCAUGUUGAUUUUAUUUCUUUUGUUGAACAAUUAUUUUUUUAUUAUUAUUUUAUUGUUUUUUUUAGAUCGACCGUCUCUCGGAGCAGAUAAACCUCUAAAAGCGCUCGUUUGAAUAUUUCUAUGUCAUUUUUUUUUUUUUUAAAUUUGAAACGGUUGCAUUGUGGUGUAAAAUAUAUCGUCGGGGUUUUAUUUCACAAACUUGAAGCCUUAUUUGAGUCAUCGUUAAAGGGCUACGUGACGCCGAGAGCGCAAACCCCUGCUCAGAUCCUACAAUGCAAUACGCUCUCAAUGUUCAAAUCGCACACACACACACGUAACUGUGUCAGUAUGACUCUG
Messenger RNA from Ictalurus furcatus (blue catfish), 4349 nucleotides. RefSeq names its product ADAM metallopeptidase domain 9 (gene adam9a). Gene Ontology annotation, biological process: proteolysis. The record is from RefSeq and is a predicted model, not a curated record. Gene Ontology annotation, cellular component: plasma membrane. Lineage: Eukaryota; Metazoa; Chordata; Actinopteri; Siluriformes; Ictaluridae. Gene Ontology annotation, molecular function: metalloendopeptidase activity.